Eremomyces bilateralis CBS 781.70 is the source of this 1569-nucleotide messenger RNA. RefSeq lists its product as uncharacterized. Lineage: Eukaryota; Fungi; Ascomycota; Dothideomycetes; Eremomycetales; Eremomycetaceae. Gene Ontology annotation, biological process: regulation of DNA-templated transcription; DNA-templated transcription. The record is from RefSeq and is a predicted model, not a curated record. The annotation marks the transcript as partial. The transcript is spliced from 7 exons. Gene Ontology annotation, molecular function: DNA binding; zinc ion binding; DNA-binding transcription factor activity, RNA polymerase II-specific.
CCUACCCCGAAGCGACAUUUACAUACGAUUUGAAUCGAAGUCGCCGAUAUGCCGGGCAUUCUGCCUAUGAAAGUUAUUAAGAUCGGGUCGGCAGCACAGCAGCGUAUUGCGCAAGCCUGUGACCGAUGCCGAUCGAAGAAAAUCCGAUGCGAUGGCAUGAGACCGAGCUGUACCCAGUGCGUCAAUGUCGGUUUCGAAUGUAAGACGAGCGACAAGCUCAGUCGACGCGCAUUCCCUCGAGGGUACACCGAGUCCCUGGAAGAUCGCGUACGCAGCCUCGAAACCGAAGUCCGGGACCUGAAGAUCCUCCUCGACGAGAAAGAUGAAAAGAUCGAUAUGCUGUCCCGAAUACACUCGCAUUCGCACUCCCCACACAUUAAGCCAAUUCAGAUACGGUCGAGUUCAACGCCAUCGGCUGCUGGUCAGAAUACGGAUGAAGAGCGUGCCGUAGAAAAGGAAGGCACCUUCAAAGUGAACCAGUCGCCGGUGCUCGUUGAAGAUGAACAUUGCGAAUCCUACUUUAGCGGCACGUCGAAUAGCCGAACACUGAUCGAUGCAUUCAAAAUGAAACUCCAAAGUUCGGGCAAAUUCUGUGUCGAUAUCCACAGCAAAACCUUCUUUCCAGGAACCUCAAACCCCUCCACAAUAUCAGCAGAGGCUAUGGAUCCUCCACCACGACUAGUUUCGGAUCAACUAGUCAAUAUCUUCUUCCAGGAAUGGGCUCCGUUGUUCCCCAUUUUACAUCGCCCGACGUUUCUGAGCGUCUAUGAACGUUUCGUCGCAGGAUCCGAGGAAGAUCUGGAUGAGAAGUCGAUCGCUCAAUUGUACCUGGUGUUUGCAAUUGCUGCUUUGGCGAGCGAGAAUGAUCUGGACUUAAGUUCAUUCGAAAAGCAGUGGCAGGACUCGCUCGAGUCCUUUAUCAUGGACAACGAUAUGGCUACGCUGCAGUGCCUGUCCCUUGCUCAGAUCUACUGUUUGCAGACAUCCGAUCAAUCCAGGCUCUUCAAAUACAAGGGUCUAUCCGUUUCUCUUGCCCAAAGAUUAGGCCUCCACCAGUCUCAGAAACGAUUUGCGCUGGGUGCAUUGAGCAGCGAGACCAGAAAGAAGGUGUUCUGGACGAUAUAUACCCUCGAUUGUAUCGCCGCUGCCCAAUUGGGCCUACCACGUGCGCUCAAUGAUGUCGACGUGUUCUGCGAGUACCCGGUCGACGCGGAUGAUGAGUAUAUCACCGAAAAAGGCUUUCUGCCAACGUUGCCUGGAGAGUACACGAAGCUUUCAAGCGCUCUCGCCCUCUUCCGACUCUCUAGGGUCCUUGCCAAGAUUCUGGCAGAAGUAUAUCCAGCUACCACAAGCUAUGAAAUUUCACUCAAGACCAUCGCCAGACUUUCCGAUGAAUUGGAAGCCUGGCUCAGUGACCUAGCACCGCAUCUCCGAUUGCAAUUUGUGCAGGAUAAGCCGAGUACCCACAUGAUCAGCAGCCGAUCGCCGAUCUUAUCACUUGCCUACAAUUACAUGCGGUUCCUAUUGUUCCGCCCAGUAGCAUGCUCUCAUGCCACACUCGGAGGCCGG